AUGGACGCGCUGGAACUCGCAUACGGCAUCAAACGUCUCGGACCUGCCGAAUAUAUUCUAGGCAUCCAAGUCAAACGUGGACAAGACGGCUCUAUCACGCUCUCACAAGAGCGCUACCUUCGGGACAUCCUUGCCAGGUUCCAAUUCACCGAUGCCAAGCCGGCAAGUAUUCCAAUGCAGCCAGGUGUCGUCCUUGACUUCGAGGACUUGGCGGCCACUCCUCAGGAUCGUACGCGCUACUUGCAGGCCAUCGGUUCGUUGAUGUACGCCGCAGUUGGAACUCGUCCGGACCUCGCCUUCGUGGUCAGCUACCUCGCUCGCUUCUCCCAGCAGCCUGGCCCGGAGCAUUGGACAGCCAUCAAGCAGGUCCUCCGUUACAUCAAAGGCACGCUGGACUUGGGCCUCACCUAUCGCAAGACCAGCCAACCACUCCGUGGCUACUCGGAUGCGAACUGGGGAGCCUGUCUAACGACCUCACGAUCGACCAUGGGCUACGCGUUCAUCUUGUCCGGAGCCGCUAUUGCUUGGUGCUCCAAACGCGAGCACAGGGUGGCCAAGUCCACUACCGACGCAGAGUACCUCUCUCUUUCGUACACAAGCGGUGAUGCCAUCCACCUGAGCGAACUCCUGGCUGAACUUGGCGCUCCGGUCUCCGGUCCAGUCGUACUCUACGGGGACAACCAAGGUUCGCUGGCUCUUGCGCAGCACCCGACCAACCAUCAGGGGUCUCGUCAUGUUCGCAUCUCGGAACAUUACGUCCGCGAGAGGGUAGCUGAGAAGGAGAUCGAGGUCCGCUACAUCGCCACCGGCGACAUGAUUGCCGAUAUUUUCACCAAAGCCUUGGGUCCCAAGCCGUUCAUGUUCCAUCGGGAGAAUUUGGGUUUGCGAGGUGCAGUGGUAUGACAGCACGGGGGGGUGUCAAUAUAUUGCUGUUUCAUCCCACUGGUAUUCCCGAUUAUGAUUAGUUACUAGUUGUUGAUAUUAGUCGCCCCGCGCGUCUCGAGCCUGCCUCGCGCGCGCUCCCUUAGCGCUUAUCUUCUUUCUCCAACUAUCUUUACUAUCUUCAUCGGCUCUCGUACUUACGCACUUCGUGCCUCGGCCUCAGUUCCUGAAAGUAAACGCAGUUGCAGCGGCGAACUUCUGCACGAAGAUCGACCUUCAAGGUGCUUUCCAACAAAGUCGCAUCAAGGACGAAGAUGUGAAGAAGACCGCGUUCAGCACCCCUAACGGGAUCCUGUACUCACUUGUCGCUCAACAAGGCGAUCGCAACAGCACGGUUACACUACACCGGCUCGUCUCAUUUGCUUUUGCUGGACUCAUCAAUCGCAAGAUCAAACAUUACGCCGACGACCUGUGGCCCAUCUCUAAUACCUGGGCCGAACACAAACGGGAUGUCCGCGAGACUCUCGAGCGAGCCGAAGUCCACGGCAUCCGCAUUCCUAUCUCAAAGUUCAAAUUCGCUACAGAGAUUCGCGACUCUCUGGGCAGGAAGAUUCGCCCGGGAGAAAGCUCGAUGCAGCCGGAAAAGGCGGCUGGCAUCCGAGCUACCCCAGCUCCUAAGGACAAGAAGGAUCUUCAACGUUUCCUAGGAGCGGUGGAAUAUAACCAUCGAUCAAUCCCGCACCUUGCCGAGCUAGCGGCGCCCUUGGAUGCACUGACAGGGGUGAACAGCCCCUGGAGAUGGUCCCGAGCUUGCAGCGACGCUUUUGAAAGUAUCAAGGCUGCAUUUGACGACAGUGCCAAACUCACCUGCAUUCGCUCAGACGAGCUUGCACCCGAUGGUACCUUCCCAGUCCACCUAGACACCCCUCCCGGCCGAAGGAGAAAAGGUGCCAGAGAACGAAUCCAAAGGGAAGUACCUCUUCCUCCAAUUCGACGCCUCAGGUACAGGAGUCGGCUACGUGCUAAGCAUCCACGGGCUACCACUCGCGAAAGUUCUCGCCUUUCCAAUUCAAUUACAACACCCAGAACCAAGAGCUCCAGGGCAUGUACGAAGGAUUUCAACGCUUCGAAACAAAGCUGCGAGGACGUCCAUUCAUCGUCCUCACGGACAGCCAGACUCUUGCGAAGUUCACAACACUCCCAACGCUGUCUAGAAAACAGACGCGCAUGUAUCUCUACUUCUCGGAAUUUGCAUACACGGCUGAGCACACCGCAGGCAAGGCGAACGCCAUGCCCGACAUGUUAUCGCAACCCCCUUGCGAUGCACCCACCUACCCUGACCCAUGGGCCCCGAAGUAUAUCGGGCCUUUCACCUGCCUCGGGUUUGACCCAGCCAACUCGACGUACAAGCUUGCCCGAGUCCGGAACGCUGUACAUCUCGCGGGAUCCGUAGCACGUUCCACGCAUCCCAACUCAAGGUUUUUAAACCUUCAGACGAAUCCCGAUUCCCAAACCGACUCGUUGACUCAGUCCCGGUCUACCCGAUCGACUUACCGAUGGCCAUCGCAUACGUACUCAACCAUGAACUCGUCGAGAACGAAGCAGGCGAGCUCGAAGGCACACUCGUCUACUCCGACACCCCUCAGGGACAACGAGCAGGAGCCAAAAUCGGACGUGCCUCAUUUAACGAACUCCUCGCGACGGGACUACACCUCGGUCCGGCUGUCCCUGAGGAGUACUUGGCCAAGAACAAGGUCACCACCAUCUGGGACCUCAAACCUGUCAGACGCCAGAUUCCCAUCGCCGACCCUGACUAUAACUUGACGACUGGCUCUCCAUCUUCAGAGGAAACCCAUCUCAGAAUACACCAAGAGCGAGCGCUGGCAUCACGCAAUGAACCGCGCGGGGACUGCCCAAACGAGGGGACGCAACUUCAUCAGCGACCUCGAGGAAAAGGCCGCCAAGCCAACAGGAUUACCUCCGCGAUGGAGAAGAUCCAACGAAGUCAAGCACUGCUCGUCGACUCGACCGCCCAGCCGAUCACGAUAACUGGUCGUAUGAGAUGGAGACCGUGCGGCAGGAGGCCUCCCGCACGCCGACCGGCCGCACCUACGCGACAAGUAGCGAACGCCACUCUGGAGGACCCUCCGCCCCUGAGGGAACAACUUCGCCUACAGGCGCAGCAGGCGAGUCAUCAGCGGCAGCAAACCGGCCAAGCCGAGUAUCGACGUAUUCAAGAUCAGCAAGCCUGCGUUGAACGCACUGGCAAAACAAGCCCUCAACAACUGCCGGGAUCCCCCCUCCGAGGGGCGGUGACAGUGAGCGCUGCAAGUUUCGCCGCCUUGCACCACACGCCCCAGGGCACCCCUACCCAAAGUCCAUAUAUCACUCCAGGGGAUUUGUCGAUGCCGCUCAUCGCCGGCCCCUCCAACGCCCAGGGCACCGAAGCACUUUUGGGACCAAGCCCGAACCCGCAGACGCUGGCCGGGCAGGGCUCACCGUCGGCAUCAUCGAAUUACAGGCAGGCCCCGACGCCUCCACGGGAUUAUUGAAACCCCAGGAGUAG
Molecule: messenger RNA, 3448 nt
Organism: Microbotryum saponariae
Lineage: Eukaryota; Fungi; Basidiomycota; Microbotryomycetes; Microbotryales; Microbotryaceae
Source: the annotation of a GenBank genome assembly